Messenger RNA from Andrographis paniculata, 1278 nucleotides. RefSeq names its product probable methyltransferase TCM_000336. The coding region runs from base 15 to 1088 and encodes 357 amino acids. NCBI's taxonomy places the organism in Eukaryota, Viridiplantae, Streptophyta, Magnoliopsida, Lamiales, Acanthaceae. Gene Ontology annotation, biological process: methylation. The record is from RefSeq and is a predicted model, not a curated record. The transcript has 4 exons. Gene Ontology annotation, molecular function: S-adenosylmethionine-dependent methyltransferase activity.
AUCAAUCGCUUACCAUGGAUAUGGAAAAGAAUUUCCACAUGAAAGGAGGCCUUGGAGACACCAGCUAUUCCAUGAAUUCUUCCCUUCAGAAAAGAGUUGCUGAUAAGGUCAAGCACAUAACACUAGAAUCCAUACAAGAAAUGUACAGUAAAACGGCGCCGGAGAUCGUAUCUAUCGCCGACUUAGGCUGCUCGUCGGGCCCGAACACUCUGUCCAACAUCAAAGACCUUGUCUGCGCGGUAGAGAUCGCGGCCGGGAAUAUGGCGCGACCGGUGCCUGAAUUUCGAGUUGCGCUAAACGAUCUCCCCACAAAUGACUUCAACACCAUUUUUCAAGCCCUCCCGGAUCUCUACCGCGAGCUUAAAAUUGGCGCCGGCCGGUCUCUGUGUGUUUACAUCGGCGCUUAUCCCGGCACAUUCUACGGCAGGCUCUUUCCGACCAAGUCUUUGCACUUUGUCUACUCUUCCAAUAGCUUGCACUGGCUAUCUAAGGUUCCUCCAGGUAUUUACGACAAAAAUGGUGAGACGAUGAACAAAGGGAGCUUGUACAUUUCUGUGAGGAGUCCACCUCAAGUAGUCCAAGCAUACUUGAAACAGUUCCAAGAGGACUUCUCUUUGUUCCUAAAGUCGCGAUCCGAGGAAUUGAUGAGCGGGGGAAGAAUGGUGUUGGUAAUGUUGGGUAGGAGAGGCUCAAGCCACGCUGAUCGCGAAACUUCACUCCUUUGGGAACUUUUGUAUCAAUCUCUUGUGGAUCUUGCAAACCAGGGUGAAUUGGAGAAGGAAAAAGUCGAUAGGUACGAGGUCCACUUCUAUGCACCAUCGAAGGAGGAGUUGGAAGACGAGAUAAGAAAGGAAGGGUCCUUCCGCGUGGAGCUGAUGGAAGCAUUCGAAAUGGGGAAGGAUCGUGCGAACUAUGGCAAAGUAGUGACCUUGACGGUUAGGUCCAUUCAAGAAUCGAUGUUAGCGCACCACUUUGGGGAGACAAUCUUGGACAAAUUGUUCGAACAUUAUGGGAGAUUGAUCGACGAACACCUUGCCAAAGAGGAUAUUAAGUCUAUUUCUAGAGUGAUGGUUCUCACCAAGCUAUGAAAUCCAUUUUUACUAUCCAACUUGCAUAGACAUGACAAUUACUUUAUCUUGCUAAAUUAUAUGGGAUAAAUAUUUUUUUUUAGCCUCGUAUGUUUUACCUUUUAUAAUUCUCGUCUUUUGAUUUGUAGUUGUUGAAAAAGUUUUUAGUACUGAAAUACUCUCUACAUGUGUUGAUAUUGACUAGUCAUUU